CAACCGGGGUUCUUCCGAUGUAGGAGGGGAGAGAGAAGAGAGGGGAGAGGGGAGAGGGGUGCGUAGGAGGCGUCAUCUUGGGGCACAAACACUUCUUCUUAGAGAUAUCUUGGGAAAGAGGCUUAGAGUAUCGUAUUGAAAAAGAAACAUGGUUAAAAGAACCCCCGAAAGUUCUCUCCAAGCCAUUGUGUGAUGAGAUGAGGGGAAAACACUUUCUUUCUGCAAAUUGUGUACAACAUGGCUAGAAGAAUGUGUUGCACUACAUUUUUGACAUCCUGUAGCUGUCGAUUCUUGCUUGUCUGCUUGCAUUCUGUAACAAAGUACGGUAUUCCAUAUUCCCUUUCCGGUCAGAAGACACAUAUAUAAAAUUGGUAUGAAUACACUCGUAUUUGCUUUGAAGAGACAUCAAAUGCACAUUAAAUCAGCCCUCCCUCUAUUUACCCCUCACACGAAUUACCCCGCCAAAUAAUCAAAUCGGCGCUCUCGGUAUUUCCAGAAAAAAAGAAAAAAGAAAAAAGAAGAUCUGCAUGCGCCUGCAAAAUCUCCAGGUUUGAUAGACGGUAUUAGUUAAUUCCUAGGAGAGUAAUUGAUUGCUUGGGAGAUGGAGAUGGAACGAGUCAAGGUCUGAGGAGUGCGAAAUGUUUAUCUAUCUUAUCUAUGAUUUUAUGAUCUUGCAAGAAAGAAAAGUCGGGAAAAUCGUCAUAAUUUUUGGGGGGAGAGUCGAUGCGAGUACAGAUACUUGUUUACCAGCUUUUGUGCGACCACCAUUGAUUGCUCUAUCAAUUGAUCAUAUAUAGUGAUAAUUCAUCCAUUGUUGUCGGAAUACUUCUUGGUAUACUUAGAUUAUACACCCAAAAGCAGAAGAACGAGCCGGAAACUCGUUCCAGAGGCGAAAUCUGGAAGAGAUGUCUCAAGAACCAUAUAAGAAAGUAGGGCGAGGCGGCGCGGGGAAUUUCUAUAGUAAACAGGAUGUAGAGAGGAGUAAUGGUACUUCUGAUCUCGAAGACCAAUCCUCGUCCUCUUCCAUCAAGCAAAACAAAACUCCCUCCCUACUCUUACAAGCAUUGCGCGCCAAAGGCGCCGCUGGGCCCCCGCCAGAAUACCAACACACCGGUCGCGGCGGCGCAGGCAAUCUCACCUCCCCCGCUUCGCUCGUAAAUUCGGGUCUCACGCAGACAUUGACGAAUUAUGAUAACCCGACGAUUAAUCCCGCGCCGCCGUCGAGCUCGCCGAGAAAUGUGAGGAGUAGUAUGCAGAGUGUUGUUUAUAAGGGUGGGAGAGGAGGCGCAGGAAACUACGACUGGGAAAGCGACGAAGCAUCGAGAGAAACGCAACGCGUCUCGGAAGAAAACUCGCGCAAAGAAAUUGAAAAGAAAGUGGUGGGUGAGAUUGAUGGGGAUGGAGAACAGGGGCUGAAGAAACCGGGGAAGGCAUAUGAUAUUAAUGCGGGAAAAGAGAUGGAGGGCUCAAAAGGAGGGGCUCUGGGUGGAGUUUUAGAGUAAUUAGAAAUUUGAUCAGCGGAGUAGUGUUUUGUUUCUGGUGGGUGGGUUAUGGAUAUAAGAAUUGAUACCUAUGUAUGGGGUGGGUGGUAGGGCUCGGAGGGUUGGGACGAUAGAUGUGAUAUAUAUAUUCCGGACAUGAGGACGAUAAUGAGUAAGUACUUAUAUUGACAGAUGAGAAAAUAUGAGACAGGAUGAGAUAGAAAGAAACUGUCGUUGUAAUUAUGUUGUAUAGACAUUGGAUAUUGGUUUUGGGUGAACUGGAUAUGUAUACGACGGAGACUGUCUAGCGUUGAUUUUUUCCCACAAAGUUGUUUGAAUGGGGUACUUCAGUCUCAGGUUACCGUGAGGAUCUCACAAUUUCAUGAGAGGAAAGUAAACAUUCGGGGGUAGGAGUGAGGAUUUGUCGAACCUAUCUAUGAUCUAGUGGUCUACGGGUAUCACGUUCAAUAUCUCAGAGACUUAGUAUGAAUAUUCGAAGCGCAGUUUUUCCAAGGGGAAUUUCAAUAUACGCUUUCAGGUGGAGCGAUGAAGGAGUUAGAAUAUUGAAUAGAGUGAUUUAAGAGCGUCCAAGAAAG
Botrytis porri is the source of this 2077-nucleotide messenger RNA. RefSeq lists its product as uncharacterized. The transcript is spliced from 5 exons. Bases 906 to 1502 code for a protein of 198 amino acids. Lineage: Eukaryota; Fungi; Ascomycota; Leotiomycetes; Helotiales; Sclerotiniaceae. The record is from RefSeq and is a predicted model, not a curated record.